This is a messenger RNA of Drosophila montana, 5373 nucleotides long. It is a transcript of the gene atos, whose product is annotated as atossa. The record is from RefSeq and is a predicted model, not a curated record. Lineage: Eukaryota; Metazoa; Arthropoda; Insecta; Diptera; Drosophilidae. The coding region runs from base 137 to 4354 and encodes 1405 amino acids. The transcript has 7 exons.
UGUACUUCUGGUGCAGGUGCGAGAGGACGACAACCACAUCUAAAAGAAGGGGGAAGAGGAUCAGUAGCAGAAGUAUACGCCGUGAGAAUUCAGUUGAGAGGAGAGCAGAGGAGAGGAGUCUGAGGAGGAGGAGCACAUGAUACCCACAAGCGUCACCAACUCGCCGCCAGCCGCUGGCUUGGCACAGAAUGGAGCAGCUGCUGUUGGCGCGACUGCAGCAGCAGCAGCUGCCGCAGCAGCGACGGUCGCAGCAUCGACGGCGGCAGCGCAGCAGAGCAACUACAACUCGAUUGUGCUGGGCCUGGCCUCGCUUAUACUGGAGGGCAGGCCCAUAUCCGACGAUGAGUACCAGCCGCAGCAGCAGCCGCAGCCGCAUCCGCUUCAGCAGCGACAGCAACAGAUGACGCCACCGUCAAGCAGCGGGCGCCUCUCGCCACGCCCCUCCACAUCGCGGGCAGCCAUCAACAUUACAACGAAUCCCUAUGCAGCCAUGGCCAGUGGCACGCCCCGUUCCGCCUAUACCCAUGCUCACGGAUACGGGCUGGCAUAUGGACAUGGUCAGGGACAUGGACAGGGAUAUGGUUAUGGAGCCAGUGCCAGUGCAAGCGCCAGUGCCAGCAGCAGCAGCAGCAGCAGCGCCACGCAUCAACGUUGGACGCAGAAGCUCUGCCAGCUGCGGCAGGUCUCUCCGGCGGCGCAGACUAUGAGUGCCGAGCCGGAGCUUGUGGCACUGGCCAUCAAUGAGCUGAAUGCGGAUCGGGGUGAUUUUGAGAUUGUGCGUCGCGUCAUGUUGAAUCGUGCUGGAGGAGGAGGAGGCGGUUUAGGAGGAGGAGGAGUAGGGGGAGCAUCUGGAGAGCAGCUAGCCACAAAUAACUCGAGUGCUGCCAGUUCACCCGGCUCCGGCUCGGAUAAUAUUUUGCAUUCGCUGCAAUCGCUAGCGACGACCUGUCUGCGCGGCGGACCUGCUGUGAGCACCGAGGCGCGACCCCUGAGCCUGGCCCUCGGCUUUGGCUCGCCCACAUCAACAGCGACAACAGUGAGUGCCGCCAGUCUGCUGGACUACAACUGCGGCCGGACAACGCCUGGCGGCAGCGGAGCAGCCGGGGGAGAAGUAGGAUACGGGCUGGGAGGAGGAGGAGGAUUAGGAGUUGGAGUAGGAGUAGGAGUAGGAGGUGCAGCAGCCACAUCAACAGCCACUGCCAGCAACAACGCAGCUGGAGCCGGAUGCGGAAACGGAACCAGCUCCAGCUGCACCACGCGGCCCAAACACGGGCCACACUGUGAUCAGUUCCUCAGAAAGAUGGGCCUCGCCAAGGGCGAGUCUGCCGAAGCUGAGGAGCAUUUCUGUGAUAUGUCUUACGUAAAUAUAACCUGUUCCCGCUGGCGUGCCCAUUGCAUGAAGAUGGAGGCGAUCUUGGCGCGCCGGGAGCCCGUCUGCAUCGAGGUGUAUCUGGGCCCCGCCGGCCACAAGAUUCUGCUGGAGCAGUGGAUCAUCAGCGGCAAGGAGAAGGUGCCGCCGCCGACGAUGACGUUGCCGUCGCUGUGCAGCGCGAUUCGCAGCCAGCUUUACUUUUCGCAAAUCGUGGCCUGGUGCGAUCUGCUGCGCAAGUGCGAUCCCUCGGUCUAUGACAGCGGGCGCGUCAUCUUUGCCAACGGCGGCAGCAGCAGCAGCACGGCCGGAGAUCUGGCCGGGCACAGUGCCUCGACGAGCUCGGCUGCGGCUGGGGCGCGUCGGCCGCGACUCAACAUCUUCUACAGGAUCCGGCCGCAUGACCUGAGCAGCGCGAAUGGCAACCACAACGACGGCGGCUUCAGUGCCAAGGCGAACGUGCACAACUUUCCGCACGUGAACAUUGCCGAGAACUUCAGCGUGGCGGUCUGCGUCAAGAGUCUUCCGCGCUUUAACGGCGGACUGCCGCACGUUUCGCCGGCGGUGUCCAAGCCGCGAGCACAGCGCGCCGAGCCGGCGGCCAGCACGCCCACAGGCGGCGGUGGUAUGUGCGCGGCCACGCCUACCGGGCUGGGUGCACGGAUUGCCAUCAGCACAACGCCGCCGGCAAGCAGCUGUGAUAAGUUUGGGGCCAGGCACCAGCAGGAGCGGGAAGCUGAGGCAGCAGCGGCGGCGGCUGCGGCGGAGGAGGACGGAGCUCGCGAUGACCUGGACGGCCAUCGGGAGAGGCAGCUGCAAAAGUAUCGCAAGCGUAUGCAGCGGCGGGACAAGAAGCGCGAGCGUAAGCCCUCGGACCAGCUGGAGCACAUGGAGCCCAUGGACGAGGGCAGCGAGGAGACGCAAGCGCAGGCAAUGGUCCUGACGCUGACGGCGCCGCGUCGCAUCGCGAUGAUCUCGACGGGCACGCAGACCUCGCUGAGCAGCUGCCAGCAGUGCGGCAGCGAGAAGACCCUGCUCUGCCUCAAUUGCAGCGCAGACGAUGCCGAGCCGAGGAAUGGCAACGAUGAUAAUGACGACGACGGCGACGACACAAGUGCCUCCGAAAUGGAGGACUCGUCCAGCUGCAGCCUAAGCAGCUCCGAUCUCAUUGUGGGCACGCCGCGGAACAAGGCCGAGCUGCUGCUCCAGGCCAUACAGCGCACGCCAAAGAACCGAAAGCCCACACCAAAAGCAGCCGCCGCAGCAGCAGCCGGAGCAGCAGCCGGAGCAGCGUCUAACGAUCUCAAAGCUGGUCUAGUGCAGGGCCAGAGUCGGAGCCAGAACAACAACCAGCUGAAGCCAGCGCCAACGAGCGGGUGUCAGGUGUGCAAGCGCCAGAAGACGCAGCACAAUUUCGGCGCUGGCAAAGCGAGUCCAAAGAAGGCGGAGUUGCUGGCGAACGGGACGAACGGGACGAACGGGCACAGCAAUGGGGAUAACGAGGGCGAGGGCGCGGACAACAGCAUGGAUCAGGAGGUGGAAGUGAGCGCCUCGACCAAGCUGACGCCGAACAUCGAUCGCUGCUCGCUGAACGCAGGCCAGGAACGCUGCCAGACGCCAACGGAUGUGGCUGGCUGUGCCAUGGACGAGCGCAUUGUGGUGCAGUUCAAGACGCCUAUCAGUCAUGUGCCACUCAAGCUGCAGGAGUUCCAGGCGCAGUCGCUGGCGCAGCAUCAGCAGCAGCUGCCGUUGACGGGGCAACCGACAAAGGCGCCCAAUCAGCUGCGUCUGAAUUGCACCGGCGGGCUGCUGGACAGGGAGACGCCGCCGCCAAUGCUUUCGCCACUCUUGCGCAAGGCGCUGCCCAAGGUCAAUUUGACGACGAUCUUCUGCAGCAGCUCGGCGCCCAUUACCAUUGACAGCGGGCUGGCCUUUUGCUUUGAGCCGCCGGCUCUGAGCUAUGCCCACUCCCAGUCGCAGUCGCAGUCGCUGCUGACACCGCCGGAAGCGGCCAAUCUGCCCGUGCAGAAGUCGUACUCGGCCCCGACGCUGCCCAAUGCGCUGUCGGUGUCGCCGCGGUUCGCCAAGCAGGCGGCGUUCUACAAGCGUCGCUCGCGACAUCUGAGCGAUCGGUCGGAUCGCAGCUCGCUGGGCUCCGAUGAGCAGCUGUCGGACGAGGAUCUCGAGUCGGGCAUGUGCAGUCCGGCGGGUUCACCGCUGAAGACGCGAGCGCGUCUGGCGACACAGUUCGGGGGGCGACCGCUGCUGGGCAACCUGGAGGAGUCGCUGCUGCAGAAGCGUUUGCUGCCCAAGAUCGAAGUCGCCGGCUUUCGCCUGCAGCUGGGCGCCUCGGGUGGCUUCUGUCCCACACAGCUGACCAUUCCGGCCUCCUCGUACUUCUACGAGCUGCACGGCGAGACGCUCAGCACGCCCUACCUGUGCGAGAUUCGAUUGCCCCGCAAGGGUUACUUUGUGCCGCGAUCGGGCACUGUGCAGGCGACGCUCCUCAAUCCCAUGGGCACCGUGGUGCGCAUGUUUGUCAUUCCCUACGACAUGCGCGACAUGCCGCCACUGCAUCGCACCUUCAUACGUCAGCGCAUCCUCGCCGAGGAGCUGCCCGGCGCCAGUCCCUGCGGCGGCAUCAUCAUCAUGCAGCCCAAGCAGCAGCAACAGCAACAACAUCGCGAACGGGAGCCGGGCAGCCCAACAGCAACCAGCACCACCAGCAAAUUGGGCCACUUUAUCAGCGCCGAGCAGAUGAAGCGACUGCGCUACUCCAUACACCUGAGGUUCCAGACGUCGCGUUCCGGCCGCCUUUCGCUGCACACGGACAUUCGUCUGCUGAUCUCCAGGCGGACGGACUGCGAUACGGCGGCGGCGCACGCCAAGGGCAUGGUCGAGGCGCCCAAUGAGCUGGUGACGGACACGCUGAUGCCGACGGAGCCCAGGUACAGUGCGCGCCAGGAGAGUCCCGGCAAGAUUUAGUAGUUGCUGAGCGCCCUGGGCGUGGCAUGUGUCAACGGAAACGAGAAUGGCAACGGAAACGGAAGCGGAAACAAUUGCGGCGGCAACUUUGUGCGGCGCCUGUGGAAGCAGCUGCAGGCGCGCUGGCAACUCUGGCAGCAAUGCCCCAAAUAUCAACUGUAGAGCAUCGAAAAUUGGGCACUUCUCUGGACAACCUUAACGGCGGGAAUCGAGACAAAUUUCCGACUAAAUACUGCUUUAUUAGUUACUCUAAGCCCCCUAUAACUAGAACCACGCCCACCCCCCCACCACAACUCUGUUUAAGUCAGUUUAAGGCCUCUAGUUUGAAUUUUUGAAAAUUGUGUUUAAAGCUAAGCAGAAAGAACAUUGCGAUAUGCAACAUAAACAACUAAUGCCUCUACUCUCUCUCGCUCUCGCUCUCUCUCUCUAUUUCUCUCGCUUUUUGAAGGGGCCAACAACCACAAGAAAAAAACAAGCAAAUAUCUCAAUUUACACUGAAUCCCUGAGGAUUCACAUUAUUAUGGGCAGCUGGCGCACGGCCAGCAGCUACGCAUAGCAAUACUAAGAUGUAGUUACAACAAAUCAUAUGCAAUACGAGUAUAUAAAAACGAGUGCGAGUGAAUAACUGAGUGUCUGAGUGAGUAAAUGUGAAUGUGAAUGUGAAUGUAUUCAGAGAGAGCAAUCAGAGCUAGCAGCACAGCAGCCAGUUACCAGCGAGGGUCAAUCAGUCAAUCAGUCAAUCAGUGAGCUGUAAGGAGAGGGAACCCAAUCGAAUUCUGAGCUAGAUCUAGUCUCUUUCAGAAUGGAGAAGCCCUGCUAAUUUUCUUAUUAUCGCAGAGAACAAGUUAUCAUAUCUUUAGACUUGAAAGAGUUUUCCUAGCUUAGAUCCUCAACCUUGAACGAGUUUUCCCAGCUUAACUGACGAAUAAGUUUUCAUAUGCAUAUUCCUUUAUAAAUGCGUAUGUAGAGCUUAGAAAUGCAAUCGAUUAAAUGUGUUCAAAGGAAAAUUCAAAGUGAAA